AUGUUCUCAGGUUAUUUGAUGGCUGCAGUAUAUCACCUGGGUGGUACCAGCGGUUUCAAGGGUUGGCAAUGGCUGUUUAUCGUGGACGGCAUCAUCUCGCUGCCUAUUGCUAUAUCUGCUUAUUUCAUGCUCCCUGACUUGCCAGAGAUUGCCAAUCCUUGGUAUCUGUCUGAAGAAGAGGUGAAACUUGCCCAGAAGCGAAUGGAACUUGAAGGCCGCAGCAAGAGAGCACCGUAUUCAGUGGCAAAGAUCAAAAAGAUACUCUCGUCGUGGCAUAUCUAUGUGCUUACUCUUCUCUACGUGUAUUUGAAGACCUCAACGAAUCCGAAGUACAGCAUCACGCAGAUCAACAGCUAUCCAACACUAACCAGCGCCGUGCAAGUGAUUACUACUCUGGCCUAUGCUUGGUCUUCCGACACCUUCCUGCGCGGCUCUCGGUGGCCUCCUAUCGUGUUCGGCGGUGCCAUGAAUAUUAUGUGUGAGGUUUCUCUAGCAGUCUGGGAUAUCCCAGUUCGAUGGAAGUGGGCAUCGUUCAUCAUGGCCGGUUGUGGUGGUGGACUAAGUGGUCUCUGUUUUGCAUGGGCCCAUGAAAUUUGUACCGCCGACAACGAAGAACGGGCGAUUGUCACAGCGACUAUGAACGAAAUGGCAUAUGUUCUGCAGGCAUGGCUACCAUUGAUUGUCUGGCAACAGGUCGAUGCUCCAAGGUAUCUCCAUAAGCGUGAAAUAAGACAACAGAGCGAGCCGUUUCAUCGAAAUGCUCAAGCCGAAGAAGCUCUUGACUCGGGGGAUCUGAUUGAAGAGAGGACCGAGCCUCUCGAUCAGAAAGUCGCGGCUAAGGAAUGA
This is a messenger RNA of Phaeoacremonium minimum UCRPA7, 846 nucleotides long. Its product is annotated as putative pantothenate transporter protein. Gene Ontology annotation, molecular function: transmembrane transporter activity. The record is from RefSeq and is a predicted model, not a curated record. Bases 1 to 846 code for a protein of 281 amino acids. NCBI's taxonomy places the organism in Eukaryota, Fungi, Ascomycota, Sordariomycetes, Togniniales, Togniniaceae. Gene Ontology annotation, biological process: transmembrane transport. Gene Ontology annotation, cellular component: membrane. The transcript is spliced from 9 exons.